This is a messenger RNA of Daldinia loculata, 3979 nucleotides long. RefSeq lists its product as uncharacterized. The transcript is spliced from 2 exons. Lineage: Eukaryota; Fungi; Ascomycota; Sordariomycetes; Xylariales; Hypoxylaceae. The record is from RefSeq and is a predicted model, not a curated record. Gene Ontology annotation, biological process: negative regulation of transcription by RNA polymerase II. Gene Ontology annotation, cellular component: nucleus. Gene Ontology annotation, molecular function: DNA-binding transcription factor activity, RNA polymerase II-specific; zinc ion binding; RNA polymerase II transcription regulatory region sequence-specific DNA binding. Bases 574 to 3891 code for a protein of 1105 amino acids.
UCCCGCGUCUUUAUUGGCCGGUGGCCGCGAGCACUAAAACUCACCUCGGCUAGACGUUUGUACACUAGGGUCUAGCAAAGCCUCGACCCUUACGAAAUCUCCACUAACUCCGAAAUCAGCCAUCCUUUCUCGACUUUGACUCAUAGCCUUGCAUACUAUACAUAAUGAUCUCAUAAUCCUACACAAGGAUUGUGUUUUAACAUACUGAUUGUUGCCUCACGCAUAUUUCGAUCUCGGUGGAUAUAAGCUAAGCUAUCCGCCACAAAUGGCUUUAUGAAGCGUUGAAAGUGGUAUCCGAGUUUUAUCACUGAUUAGCUCACGAAUUUCACGAAAUCAUUCUCUAUUUUUCUUUUUGCAAACGUCUUUCUUUAAUUCACAUCUUGCCACGCAGCACUGCAUAAGCGCUGCUUACAAACGUUUGUAUCAACGAGUCGUUGAUUUUCGCAUCUUUCGAAGCCGCUGUAUUUCAAAAAGCGCAUUACGAGACGGUCUGGUCAUAACCCCCCCGGUUGUUAGACUACCUAGGUACCUAAGGUACCUAAGCUUGAAUACACGUAUUUGAAGUUGGCAACUAUGGACGCAGCAAUCAUGGAGGGUUCGCAACCUUCUGAACUGCCGUCAAAUCCAACAUCGAGGAAUCGUGGCCAUCGCCCUCGCGGAGGGAGAACGUCCGGUAGUCGUGGGGGCCGUGGGAGCCGUGGAGGCCGCGGCAAUCGAGGUCAGCGUAGUUUGCAAGUUGUUGAGGGGAACGAGACGUCACCAGCAAAUCCCGAAACUUCCGUCGCUUCUCCGGCCACUGCACCCUCAAAUGCCAUCAGUCGAGGUGAUAGAGGUCGGAGAGCCUCUAGGGGUCAAAGGAGAGGACGCGGUGAAAAUGCCCAGAGAGCGACAAUGAGCAGACCCCGAAACUUUGGCGGUCACCUGACAACCAGCACCGGGGAGUCCGAUGCUACGAGUUCGACGUCCUUAAAUGCUAAUGUUAUGGAGUUUAUUCCCGGUCAACCAUUAGCUGACCGAAGUAAUAGUACCGCCAUAAAACCUCAGGCGAAGAGCAGUGGCGGCAGAAAAGCUUCAAAAUCCAAUGCCUCUGAUCUUACUACGCGUAUUUCUGAGGAUAUCGAUAACGGGCAAUACGAAUGUGUGAUUUGCACGAAUGAGGUUCUGCGGAACUCGAAGGUCUGGUCAUGCUCUAUAUGUUGGACCGUAACGCAUAUGACCUGUGUUAAGAAAUGGUUCUCCAACCGGACAAUUAAUUCGGACCAAAUCAACUGGAGGUGCCCGGGAUGCAAUUCCCCUUUGACCGAUGAGCCUACUACUUAUCACUGUUGGUGUGGCAAGGAGAUCAACCCUCGAUCGGUUCCCGGGGUCGGUCCCCAUAGUUGCGGUCAAACAUGCUCAAAGCCUAGAGCGACUUGUCCUCACCCAUGUCCCCUCGAAUGCCAUGCUGGCCCCUGUCCACCUUGCCAGCUCAUGGGGCCGACUCAAUCCUGUUUCUGCGGUAAACUUACGUCUACAAAGCGCUGUGGCGAGACAGAUUAUGUUAAUGGAUGGAGUUGUCACGGAGUCUGCGGGGAUCUACUUCCCUGCGGAGAGCAUGAAUGCCAAAGGGAAUGUCAUUCCGGCCUCUGUGGUAGUUGUGAUAUUCCUGUCUUCUCUCUCUGUUAUUGUGGCCGAGAGUCCAAAAACAUUCCUUGCGACCAGCGUGGUGACAGACGAGAAUCUUAUAAUCGCGGCCAAAUCAAGACCGGAGAUGACGUGGAGAGCGAGGAUUUACCUGAUCAUUGGUACUGGGGUGCUUUUGAUUGUAAUUCUGUCUGUGACAGAUUCUUUGAUUGCCAAAGGCAUCGCUGUAAACGGAGCUGUCAUCCUCAAGAUGAGAUGGACGAGCAUUGUCCGUUCUCUCCUGAUUCGAUCACCUACUGUCCGUGCGGGAAAACACCACUAGUCGAUAUUCUAGACCAGCCAAGGGAGAGUUGCGAAGAUCCGAUUCCUAAUUGCGGGAAAACGUGCAACAAACCAUUGUCGUGCGGGCAUUCUUGCCAAGACACUUGCCAUACUGGACCUUGUGCGCCAUGUAUGCAGGCAAUGGAAAUUAACUGCAGAUGUGGUCGGACGAAGACGACCUCGAUCUGCCACCAAGGAACAAUUGCGACUCCCGAGUGCAUGAGGAUUUGCAGGGUUCAGCUCAAUUGUGGGAGACAUGAGCAUGGCGAACAUUGCUGCUCCGGAGAAAAGAAGGCGAUGGAACGAGCAGCCGCCAGGCGGAAGAACAGGAACGCUGGUCCAACAAAUAACGAGGUGGAAGCGGAACACAUCUGCACUCGCCCCUGUGGACGGGCUUUAAAAUGUGGAAGACACCAAUGUCAACAAAUGUGCCACAAGGGACCUUGUCCUUCCUGUCCCGAGGCUAUUUUCGAGGAAAUCAGCUGCAACUGUGGCCGAACGAUUCUCCAACCACCGCAGCCUUGUGGUACACAAGUGCCAGAAUGUCGCUUCGACUGUACCAGGCCUCGUCCAUGCGGUCACCCCCAGGUAUCUCAUAAUUGCCACCCCGACAGAGAGCCGUGCCCGAAAUGCCCGUUCUUGGUUGAGAAACGAUGCGUCUGCGGUAAGAAAGCGCUGAAGAACCAGCCUUGCUGGUUUGAAGAACCACUUUGCGGCUUGCCCUGCGGGAAGAAGCUCAAGUGCGGCGCUCACACGUGCGAGAAGACCUGCCACCGCCUAGGUGAAUGUGAAGAUGCUGAUAUCUCGGGGUCGCGAUGUAAACAGCCCUGCGGCAAGAAACGGAGUUGUGGGCAUUUGGAUACUGAACAGUGCCAUGCCCCAUACCCAUGCAAGGAGGACAAACCCUGUCAAGCGAGAACAUUUAUCACUUGCGAUUGCCAACGUAGAAAGCAGGAAGUUAGGUGUCUGGCAACAAAGCGCAAUUCAUCGCCCCAGCGGGAUACAAUUAAGUGCGAUGAAGAAUGUCUUCGAUUACAGCGAAAUGCUCUCUUGGCAAACGCCCUAAAUAUCGAUCCUCUAACUCACACGGAUGAUCAUGUGCCAUACUCUAACACGACUAUAAAGCUUUACAAGGACGAUCCGCAGUUCGCACAGACUUACGAACGAGAACUUCGCGUCUUCGCAGUAGACUCGACGCAAAAGUUCAUCCGGUUUAAACCAAUGAAGUCUUCCCAGAGAGCGUUUCUUCAUUCCCUUGCUGAAGACUUCGGAUUUGACAGCGAAAGUGUCGAUCCGGAACCUCAUCGACAUGUAUGUCUCUUCAAGACACCGCGAUUCGUAUCUGCGCCGAUGAAGACGCUUUCACAAUGCAUAAAGAAUAAGUCCCUAGCACAAGCCUUCCCUACAAAAGCACCAGCAGCAGCUAGUGAAGAUAUCUCGACGAGACAACCUUUUAACGCUCUACUCUUGUCGGCACCGCAAUUUGGGUUGACUAUCGAAGAGCUUGAUUCAGCACUUCAACGGGAGUAUGCUGCUUAUCCAGAUAUAAAGUUCGAGACAAGUUUCCUACCUUCCAACGAGGUUGUUAUCAAGGGCUCUGGUCCGCCAAGUCCACAAAAUCUAGAAUCUUCGCUUUCAUCUCUCAAACCUAGUUUAUUAGCCAAGGUUACCAGCUCGGGAUUUGCCAGCGACGUUUCUCUCUGUCAUGUCGAUGAGCAUUUGAAUGUACUACGGAACGAAAAAGAUACCCAGGGCAAAGGGAAUGAGGGUUGGAGCUCGGUUAUGCGCCGCUCUGCCCGCCCAAAGCCAGCUACCACUCCGGCAGCUUCCGCUAUGCCGCGUAGGGGUGGGUUCAUCGCUCUGAGGAAAGAACCAAGGAAAAAGGUCGAGGAACAAUCUGUCGAAGAGGACUGGGAGGCAGCGGCUGAAAAGCUAGACGAAGAAUGAAAGCGUUAUGAAAUGCUACUUAAAUGAGUAACCUAGUUCAUUGCCUAUAGUCAUAAUUUAAACAUAGCAAAUUGAGACCAUGAAAAAA